Messenger RNA from Amoebophrya sp. A120, 674 nucleotides. NCBI's taxonomy places the organism in Eukaryota, Dinophyceae, Syndiniales, Amoebophryaceae. The record is from the annotation of a GenBank genome assembly.
UUGCACUGACGGUAGCUCGUCGGAGAGUUUCGUUUGCGUCCACAACGAGACACUAUCUCCCGAUAGCGCAGGAGCACCCUCGAGUGCAGCUUUUUCCCCACAAACAACGACCUCAGCCGCCACCACAGCUGCAAGCAGUGGAGGAAGCACACCGGGCUUUACCACUUGGACCACCACAACCACACCUUUCUUCGACCCACUAGUCCGUGACGACGGCGCGUGUAUGAAAUACGGAAAUUCGUUUCGCCAAGACAUCCGCACAGCCUCCGAGUCCUGUUGUGCCUGCGGGGGCGGGCAAAUUCCGGAACAGAACCAAUUUUACGAAGAACACUACAAACAAGCCGCGCUGAAAAUCUACCUCCCUCUCUUCCUGAAAGAACCCGCAUCGCAAUCCCUUCUCACGCAAUACAAAUUUACCGUCUCCUGGAACCACCGGGAGCCGCAGGGCUUCCAGCCAACCAGGUUCGCGGCGCAAUUGACCGAUGAAUAUGAUGAAAAUCCGAGUUUUGUGUACACAACGGGCGCGUUCGUGUACCAGAAGUAUGAUGCGACUUUACUCAAAUCGGUGACCGCGGUGGUGAUGAAUCAGGGAAUGAGUCAAUCUUUUUCCGGGUUGACGGUCGCGAACCCCAAACGCUUUACUUCUAUGAAGGACAACUUUUUCUACUUGCGAC